Molecule: messenger RNA, 948 nt
Organism: Vicia faba (fava bean)
Lineage: Eukaryota; Viridiplantae; Streptophyta; Magnoliopsida; Fabales; Fabaceae
Source: the annotation of a GenBank genome assembly
AUGAAUAGUAAUUGGAUUGAUGAUAAAAUAGAAUCCUGGAUCACGAAUAGUGAUUUCAUUGCUGAUAAAGAAAGAGAAUUCUUGGUUCAGUUCUCUACCUUAACGACAGAAAAAAGGAUGGAUCAAAUUUUAUUGAGUCUGAAUAAUAGUGAUCAGUUAUCAAAGAAUAACUCUGGUUAUCAAAUGAUUGAGCAACCAGGAACAAUUUACUUACGAUAUUUAAUUAACAUUCAUAAAAAGGAUCUGAUGAAUUAUGAGUUCAAUACAUCCUGCUUAGCAGAAAGAUGGGUAUUCCUUGCUCAUUAUCAGACAAUCACUUAUUCAGAAAUCCCGUGUGGGGCUAGUUGUUUGGAUUUAUCAUCUCAUGGGAAACCCUUUUCGCUACGCUUAGCCCUAUCCCCUGCUAGGGGUAUUUUAGUGAUAGGAUUGAUAGGAACUGGACGAUCCUAUUUUCUCAAAUAUCUAGCGAUAACCACCUAUGUUCCUUUCAUUACAGUAUUUGUAAACAAGUUCUUGGAUAGCUUUCCUAAGGGUUUUGAUAGUGAUGAUAGUGAGGACGACAUGGAUGAUAGUGACAAUCUCGACCAUAAGCUUGAUAGCCAGUUGAAGUUUCUAAGUAUGGAGGAUCCGCUAUCUAGCGAUCUGAUGGAAAUAGACCGGUUUUAUCUCACGCUUCAAUUCGAAUUAGCAAAAGCAAUGUCUCCUUGCAUAAUUUGGAUUCCAAACAUUCAUGAUCUGGAUAGGAAUGAGUCGAAUGACUUAUCGCGGGGUAUAUUAGUGAACUCUCUUUCCAGCGAUUUAGAAAAAGGUUCUACUAGAAAUAUUCUAGUUAUUGCUUCUACUCAUAUUCCAAAAAAAGUAGACCCUUCUUUAAUAGCUCCUGAAAUUCUGGCUGCAGAUACUCAAUGUCACGUUCAAUGUUAUGACACCAUAUCUGACUUUCUAUAA